Molecule: messenger RNA, 8676 nt
Organism: Alexandromys fortis (reed vole)
Lineage: Eukaryota; Metazoa; Chordata; Mammalia; Rodentia; Cricetidae
Gene: Atp2b4
Product: ATPase plasma membrane Ca2+ transporting 4
Exons: 22
Biological process (GO): regulation of cytosolic calcium ion concentration; calcium ion transmembrane transport
Cellular component (GO): plasma membrane; intracellular membrane-bounded organelle
Molecular function (GO): ATP binding; P-type calcium transporter activity; ATP hydrolysis activity
Source: RefSeq, a predicted model, not a curated record
CAGUCUGGCCGGAGUUGGCUGGAGCGGUUGCCAUGACAAGCAUUUUCUUAAGACAGCUCUGCUGUUGAGACCGUCCUAGGCUGGGGGUGGGGUGGGGGCACGAACUUCCUGGGGGACCAUCCCUCCGAAGACGGCGAGUCAGACACCCGCCCAGCUCCCUGCACCCAUUUUCUUCCAGGAAGGUCCUUCGCGUGGAAGGGCUGGGGAAGAAGACCCAGCCCACUCCCCCAGCUGUAGCGCAAAGGCCAGAGCGCAAAGCCAGCAUCACUAGGUGGUUUGCCACACUGGGGAGAGCGGUGGGUGGUCACCCCACCCUACUCGGUUCAUGGAAACGCGGAGGGAGAGUCCCGCUUGGAGACACCUGAAUCUUUGCUAGAAAGAGAGAGACCUAGCUGCCAUCGUUAUCCAGGGAGCCCUCCUCUUUCUCCUGACGACACUGCUCUACCAUCGCAGUUGCUGGUUGUUGCUAGGGUUGCCUCCAUGGUAACAUGCUUAUCCCGUUUACUCUUCUAUAUGGACAAGUAGUCUAAGCUAGGAACCUUCCUACUCUGGACAACUAUUUUCAUCAUCACCUAGAGGACAACAAUCAGCGUGACGCCAAGUCCCUUUUCUACUAAGUUCCCCAACCUCUUCCUCCUCUCACAGUAGACUUGAUACAGAAGGGAAGAUCUAGGCUUGGUGUUACGACUCUGAAGCUUACUGCACAAGAUAUUGCCAAUUUAUCCCCUCACUGGGCUCCCAGCGAAGAAAGAAGUGGGAAGAAACAGGGAAGAGAAGGCAAGAGACACUGAUCAGUUGGAGAGAAACUCUACAUCUUCUCUGAGAGUCUGGUAACCGCAGGCAAAAUGACGAACCCAUCAGGACAUAGCUUGGGGAGGAACUCGGUAGGUGAGAACUAUGAAGGGGAGUUUGGCUGCACAUUAAAGGACCUGAGAAAGCUCAUGGAGCUGCGUUCGGUGGACGCAAUCAACCAGAUCAAUGCCCACUAUGGAGGUGUACAGGACAUCUGCGCCAGACUGAAAACCUCCCCUGUAGAAGGUCUAUCUGGGAACCCUUUAGAUCUGGAGAAGCGUAGACUUGUUUUUGGACAGAACUUGAUACCUCCAAAAAAGCCCAAGACUUUCUUAGAAUUAGUUUGGGAAGCCCUGCAGGAUGUCACUCUCAUCAUCCUAGAGAUCGCAGCCAUCAUCUCCCUGGUCCUGUCCUUCUAUCGACCCCCUGGCGGAGAUAAUGAAAUAUGUGGUCAGGCUUCAGGUAGCCCAGAUGAAGAGGAAGAAGCGGAAACCGGCUGGAUUGAGGGUGCGGCCAUCCUUACCUCAGUGAUCAUUGUGGUGUUAGUGACGGCCUUCAAUGACUGGAGCAAGGAGAAGCAGUUCCGGGGGCUGCAGAGCCGCAUUGAGCUCGAGCAGAAAUUCUGCAUUAUCCGCAAUGGCCAGCUCAUUCAACUCCCCGUGGCUGAGAUUGUGGUGGGAGAUAUUGCCCAGAUCAAAUAAGGUGACCUGCUGCCUGCAGAUGGAAUCCUAAUCCAGGGGAAUGACCUGAAGAUUGAUGAGAGCUCUCUGACUGGAGAAUCAGAUCAUGUCAAGAAAUCUCUGGACAAAGAUCCCAUGUUGCUCUCAGGGACUCACGUGAUGGAAGGUUCUGGCAGGAUGGUGGUGACUGCCGUGGGGAUCAACUCCCAGACUGGAAUCAUCUUCACCCUCUUAGGGGCCAGUGAGGAGGAGGAGGAGGAGGAUGAUAAGAAGAAGAAAGGUAAAAAACAAGGAGUCUCUGAAAAUCGCAACAAAGCAAAGACCCAAGAUGGAGUGGCCUUGGAAAUCCAGCCACUCAACAGCCAGGAGGGCACCGACGGCGAGGAAAAGGAGAAGAAGAUAAGCAAGGCGCCCAAGAAGGAGAAGUCGGUGCUGCAGGGCAAGCUCACGCGCCUGGCCGUGCAGAUCGGGAAGGCGGGUCUGAUCAUGUCUGCCCUCACGGUUAUCAUCUUGAUUCUAUACUUUGUGGUUGACAAUUUCGUGAUACAGCGCAGAGCAUGGCUACCCGAGUGUACUCCCGUCUACAUCCAGUAUUUCGUCAAGUUCUUCAUCAUCGGCGUCACUGUCUUGGUCGUGGCUGUGCCUGAGGGCCUGCCGCUGGCUGUCACCAUCUCACUGGCCUACUCUGUGAAGAAAAUGAUGAAGGACAACAACUUGGUACGGCACUUGGAUGCUUGUGAGACAAUGGGCAAAGCCACAGCCAUUUGCUCUGAUAAGACAGGAACACUGACCAUGAACCGCAUGACAGUGGUACAGGCUUACAUUGGGAACACUCAUUACCGCCAGAUCCCGAGCCCUGACGCCUUACCACCCAAGGUUCUGGACCUCGUGGUCAAUGGCAUUGCUAUUAACAGUGCUUAUACUUCUAAGAUUCUGCCUCCAGAAAAGGAGGGAGGCCUACCCCGGCAGGUAGGCAACAAGACAGAGUGUGCCCUGCUGGGCUUUGUCACAGAUCUGAAGCAAGAUUACCAAGCAGUUCGCAAUGAGGUGCCCGAGGAGAAGCUCUUCAAAGUGUACACCUUCAACUCAGUGCGCAAGUCCAUGAGCACCAUCAUCAGGAAGCCGGGAGAGGGCUUCCGCAUGUUCAGCAAAGGCGCCUCUGAGAUAAUGCUGCGCAAGUGUAAUCGAAUCCUGGACAAGAACGGCGAAACCAUUCCAUUUAGAAGUAAGGACAGAGAUGAUAUGGUACACAACGUCAUUGAGCCCAUGGCCAGUGAAGGACUCCGGACUAUCUGCAUAGCUUACCGGGAUUUCGAUGACGCAGAGCCCUCAUGGGACAAUGAGAAUGAAAUCCUCACUGAGCUGAUUUGCAUUGCCGUGGUGGGCAUUGAGGAUCCUGUGCGACCAGAGGUACCAGAUGCAAUUAACAAAUGCAGACGGGCUGGCAUUACUGUCAGAAUGGUGACAGGUGAUAACGUCAACACGGCCAGGGCCAUCGCCACCAAAUGUGGCAUUCUGACCCCCGGAGAUGACUUCUUGUGCUUAGAAGGCAAAGAAUUCAACAGGCUUAUCCGCAAUGAGAAGGGCGAGGUGGAACAAGAGAAGCUGGACAAGAUCUGGCCCAAGCUUCGGGUGCUGGCACGAUCAUCCCCCACGGACAAGCACACCCUGGUGAAAGGUAUCAUUGACAGCACGGUUGGGGAACAGCGGCAGGUCGUGGCUGUCACCGGUGAUGGGACAAAUGAUGGACCUGCUCUAAAGAAAGCAGAUGUUGGCUUCGCCAUGGGUAUUGCAGGCACAGAUGUGGCUAAGGAGGCUUCAGACAUCAUCCUGACCGAUGACAACUUCACCAGCAUUGUGAAGGCAGUGAUGUGGGGACGGAACGUCUACGACAGCAUUUCCAAGUUCCUGCAGUUCCAGCUGACGGUCAAUGUGGUGGCUGUGAUCGUGGCGUUCACUGGAGCCUGUAUCACUCAGGAUUCUCCACUGAAAGCCGUGCAGAUGCUGUGGGUUAACCUGAUCAUGGACACUUUUGCUUCACUGGCCCUGGCCACAGAGCCCCCUACCGAGUCUCUGCUGAGGCGUCGCCCCUACGGGAGAAACAAGCCCCUGAUCUCACGCACUAUGAUGAAGAACAUCUUGGGCCAUGCAGUGUAUCAGCUCACGGUCGUCUUUGUCCUCGUCUUUGCUGGCGAUAAACUGUUCGACAUUGACAGUGGCAGGAAGGCGCCUCUCCAUUCCCCGCCCAGCCAGCACUACACCAUUGUCUUCAACACCUUUGUGCUGAUGCAGCUCUUCAACGAGAUCAACUCCCGCAAGAUCCACGGCGAGAAGAACGUCUUUGCGGGCAUCUACCGCAACGUCAUCUUCUGCUCUGUGGUUUUAGGCACGUUCAUCUGCCAGAUUCUCAUCGUGGAAUUUGGGGGUAAGCCCUUCAGCUGUACAAACCUCAACAUGGAGCAGUGGAUGUGGUGUCUCUUCAUAGGGAUUGGAGAACUUCUGUGGGGUCAGGUCAUCUCGGCCAUACCCACCCAGUCUCUGAAGUUCCUGAAGGAGGCUGGGCAUGGCGCUGCCAAGGAUGAGAUCACCAAGGAUGCCGAGGGACUGGAGGAGAUCGAUCUUGCUGAGAUGGAGUUGCGCAGGGGCCAGGUGCUCUGGGUCCGUGGCCUGAGCCGGAUUCAGACUCAGAUUGAAGUAAUUAACACAUUCCAGACGGGAGCCUCUUUUAAGGGAGCCCUAAAGCGACAGAACAUCCAAGUGCUCAAAAUGUUCCAUAGUUACCCUGGAGCGAAAUCCAGGCACGAAAGCUCCAUUCACCACUUCAUGACCCAACCUGGAUACAAUGCAGAUGAUGAACCUCUACCAUCCUUCAUAGAUGAUCACGAGGAAGACCCUGGAUUGGUUCCUAAGUCGGGGACUAAGGUGCUCCUAUUGGAUGGUGUGGCCACUCCCAAUGACAACACAAACAACAGUGCUGUGGGUGGCAACCAAGUGCAGACCAUCGCCUCCCAUGCCGACAGCCCUCUGCAAAGCCUGGAGACAUCAGUCUGAACUUCCGUUCUCUGAUUCCCACCCCUGCUUUCCCUGUUUCUUUUCUCAUCCAUCCCGCCUAUGAGGUGAUGAUGGGACUUUGUCACCAUUGUGUCAGCUGCUCCUAAGUGUGUGAGAACCCCUACCUGGCCAUGAAGAAACAAGAACACAGAUCGACGAGGAUUCGGUCAAACCCUGGGCAGGGAGCGGUAGCUCUACUCCUUAGUUGUAACAGUUGUUAUAUUGAAAGAAAUGAUGACAAUCCUCCCAGCAUCACCCAACCCAAAGUUCCCGCGGGGUUCCCACCUGUGUCACCACCUCCUGACUUGGAGAUUUUAGGAGUUUCUGCCAUUUACAAGCUAAAUCGUGAGCUCAGGGAGAGACAAAUACCCUGUGUUUGUGUUUCAGUAGACUGAUUAUUCUUAGAACAUUUUUUCCUGUUUUGAAAAUGUACACCCUAAGGCCAGUAGCUCUUCCUACCCCUCAGUCUGACCUCCCCAAGGUUCUUUGGUUCUUAUAUGACCCUUAUCAUCCUUCCUCUUACUCUUUUUAUUUUUUUCUCCAAGUUUUGGUAAUUAAGAGAACAGAAAGGGCAUAGACAAGUUGAGUCAACUUUGGCCCCUUUUAGCCCCAAUAGAACCUUUCAUUUUGUUCUAGAGGCAGACAGAUUUCUUUUCUAAAAUGGUCUUUUUGGAGUAAAUGAGCUGGUGAAAUAUUUCCCUAUUUUCACUAGGUCAGUUCCGACUUCCGAAUGUGCACCUCUCUCUUUGGGUGUGUAGGGGGUUUUAAGUGACAGGGAAAUCAGCCGUGAGCAUGAAGGUUUCUUGUAUAUAAUAUAUAGUCUUUACCAUGGGCCUGAGCUUCCUCCUUGCCUAAGGUAGUAGCCAAAGAGUGAAUGGGGCAUGACCUUGCCUCCUAGCUGGAUGAGGAGUUCCGGGACCAACAUGGGGCAGGCCUAGAACCAGAAAUCACGGAAGCAGACUAUUUUCAAGAGUAUUUGCCAAGGCUCUCCCAGGGCAGAAGCUGAUUGUUGGAGGAAUGAGUAUUAAGAAACCUUGGGAGGGGCUAAAGAACUAAUCCAUUGGGAUCUAAGAAACCUCCCCUCAGGUUAGACACCUGAGUACCAGCUUGGACAUUCUCUUCUCUUUCCUAUUUCUAUGCUUUGCUUUGCUGUGUCCCACAAUAUUUUCCACCUCUAAAGGAGACUCCCCCGCAACUUUUGCAAAUAUACCAAUGUUGAAAAUAUGCAUCCGAAAGAGGAGGCUCCCUGACAGUGUUCUGAUUCGAGGAGCAAAGGCCCAGAAAGCCCCUGCCUCCUAUCUCCUGGCUUUCACACUCCUGUUUUCCAGCCUCCAGCAGCGAGUGUCUCCACUGCUGCCCAGGAAAGUCCGUGCCUUCCCCCCCCCCCAACACUGCCCAAGGCAUCCUCUGCCAAGGAGCUGGGAACUUCACCAAAAGGGACUUCACCUUACUGGGACAAGGUGGAGGCACAUCCCCGGGUGCUCCAUGUAUAUCCCUGCUCUGCUGACUUAAGCAUUUUGUGCAGGUGGACCAAAUUUAUGUCCCCAAGUCCCAUCUCCCAUUAGAUCAGUGAAGCCUACCUCCCACCUUCGAGGGUGGUGGACGUAGAGGAGGAUGCAUGAGGCUCAUGAGAACUCCAGGCUUCCACUCGGGAGAGAAAAGCAAGAGGAACCUGUCCUCCACUCCUAGCCUUUCUUCUAGAGAUCUUCCUCCCUCCCCACUUUUCACCCAAACUGCCAAGGUAGGGUGGGUGAAGAAGCAGCCACCAUUCCACACCCAUUGCAGUGUAAUCCAUCAUUACAGGCAACAGGGAGAAGGCUUUGACUGGGGUUUUGUAAAGCUGACCCACGUCAGCAGUCUUUCCUCGUGGGGAACAAACAGCUCACUGGAGUUGUUAAUUAUUCACACAUACAAACACACACACGCUCUUAAGUACAUUAGAAGAUUUGAUUCUGCCAACUCUUCUAUUACCUCAGAUUGUUUUUACAAAAGCAAGCCAAUAACAAGCUUCGAAGGCCAUUUUACCAUCCUUGCUCCCAAGAGACUUUUUGUGGUGCCUGGCAGGUCACUCUUGAGGGCUUUAUGUCUACUCUUCAAAGUCAAUAGCUUUGUGUGUGUGUGUUUAUAUGUGUGCGCGUGCGCAUGUGCACAUGUGUAUGUAUGUGCGUGUUCUAGUUUCCAUAGUAAGAGAGAAAAUAUAGAAAUAUGCAAAAAAUAUAGUUUUCUUUAGAUCAAAAACUAAUAUUUUUGAGUCAGCCAUAUAUAUACAUAUAUAUAUAUUGUUUAAAGAAUUUCAAAUAAAGUGCCGUCAUGGAACACCAUGGAGGGGAGCACACGGCCAGCUGUUUGACAUGACAGGUGGCUCAAUAUAUUUAUAAUUGGUUUAAAAAAAUAAUAUACCUUACUUCCUUUCUCCGAACAGCCAUCUUUGUAUUUAGGAAAAAAAAUUGUUGGGUUCUAGACUUUUUUAAUAUAAAUUUUGUUGAUAUGGAAUUGAGUAAGUUCAAGUGUUUCUGUGCAUAUAUUUUUAUGUGUUUUUCUAUUCAGUUUCAGUGAUCCAGACGGCAGUGAGUAAAUAUGACGGAAGUUAGUAACAGUUUCCCCUAAAUGGUGCUGUGGAUUUGAAAGCAGUCUGAUGGGGAGAAAGAGAAUAUGUCAUAGAGCCCUCUUUCGAUAAACCUAGAAAAAAAUGGGUAAGAACCUGCAGGUAGUGAGGGAAACACCCGGAAAGAGGCUUCUCAACUGUCAGGGCGUGGAUGUAUGCUGCCGUGGAGGAGUGCCAGGCUUGUUGCUAACCAGGGGCCAGGGCCAGUUGGGCUUCUGGGAGGACUUAGCUGGCAGAACGGUGUCAAUGAGUCCCUCCUGGUCGGCAAGGGAACUGGUGUGGGGCUUGCUUUUCUUUAUGCUUCUUUGACUUCCCCUUCCCCCUAGAGUGACCCCAUUAGUGAGUUUUUGUGCACAAAUCUGAGUUGGGACGCCUUUCUGUUUUGUAUAAUCCAGCAGAUGGGAGACUGAGCUCCAAAUUGGAAGUGAUAAGUACAGCAAUGGCUGCUUCCAGCUCUGUCUGACGGUUUGAGGACUAGGUCCGUCUCAACAACUCUUCACUGUCCUUUAAAUUGCUUUUUCCAUCCCAAAGGAUGUAAGAGAAACCAACUAGACCCCCUCUGGGCACUUGUAGAUUCCUCAAGUUUGGGUUUAUAUUUUCCUUCAAGCUUUAGGGGACAGUUUCAUCCAUCAAUUAGAGUGAUUAUCUCACUGCCAAAUAUCCAGAGGGGCACGCAAGCUUGAAUGCCUGGAUCCUCUCCUGUAUCCCCCCCCACACACACACUUCUUCCCAUCCCUUGCUUUACAGUUGAAGCUACAUGUGGUACCAUCCUGUCUGCACACUCAGUCACCUUCUAUGUCUAGCAUCCACCCCAUGGCACUGGUGUUGGGAAGGGGGAGCACUUAUAAUGCCUGCUGUUCUAAAGCCAUCCCAGUCUCUUCUUGGGUAGACCAGACCCUCCCUCCCUCCCAUUUAGCUCAGAGCCAGGACUCUUGCCUUCCCAGCUCUGCAGAUAGGCCUGCUGUCCCCUUUCUUCUUCUUGGGAGAGGCGGAGAGAGGUGAGCUCCCUGCAGCUGAAUUGGCCUUUGGUUUAUGUUUUCUCCCCAUAUGUAUAUAUGCCAUAUGUAAAUAUGCCAUAUAUAUGUGCCAACGAAUUGAUUUAUGUCAUCUUUUCUAAGUGGCAUGCAGAUAGGAAGUUUGAGUUUCUUCUCAGUAACUAGUAUAAUGAGCACUGGUAUUUUUGUACAAAAGAAAAAGAAAAAAAAAAAACAGAAAAUUGACUGUUGUAGUCUGCAUGACAGACAUGAUAUCAAAGCAAUGUAUACCCUAGCAUACGUUGCCAUAGUUUGCAGUUCAGCUUAACAGUGCACCCAACCUGUAUUUGCAUUUGAUAUUAUUUAAGCUCUAUGUAUAAUGUUUUGCAUGUAUUUAUAUGGUUCUUGGGGGAUGCUAUAACUGACAAAUCUGUAAUGCAAAUGUAUCGUCCCACUGACCAGAGAAGAAGAGGAGUUUGAAAAUGGGUAAUUUUUUUGGAACCAAUAAAGCUUUUUGCUGAUGUGCAGAAACCAAUGCCAUGCACUGAAAAUAAAAACCCGUGCCCACUUGUAA